Molecule: messenger RNA, 1524 nt
Organism: Sphenostylis stenocarpa
Lineage: Eukaryota; Viridiplantae; Streptophyta; Magnoliopsida; Fabales; Fabaceae
Source: the annotation of a GenBank genome assembly
AUGGUCACAGCCCUAAUACCUAACUUGAUUCAGAAAUAUUCCAGGAAACAAAAAUCAAAACUUCCCCCAGGUCCCAAACCAUGGCCUAUAGUGGGCAACCUUCCUGAAAUGCUCUCAAACAAACCUGCCCAUCAGUGGAUACACAACCUCAUGAAAGAAAUGAACACAGAAAUUGCAUGUAUCCGCCUAGGAAAUACGUAUGUUAUCCCAGUGAUAUGUCCCACCAUUGCCAGAGUGUUUUUGAGAGAACAAGAUGCAAUUUUUGCGUCGAGAUCACUAACCACAUGCACUGAUCUCGUUAGUAGCGGAUACUUAACCACAAUUUUAGUGCCCUUUGGGGACCAAUGGAAGAAAAUGAAGAAAACCUUAAGCAAUGCUUUGCUUUCCUCGCACCAGCUCCUAAGGUUCCAUGACAAAAGGAAUGAAGAAGCUGACAACCUUAUGUUUUACGUCUACAACAAAUGCAAAAACGUUAACGAUGGUGUCGGUGGCCUUGUGAAUAUUAGGAGUGUUGCAAGGCAUUAUAGUGGCAACGUCAUCAGGAAACUUGUUUUCAAUACAAGGUAUUUUGGGAAGGGUAUGAAGGAUGGAGAGCCUGGUUUUGAGGAAGUAGAACAUGUUGAUUCCAUAUUCGUUUUACUUAGGUAUCUUUAUGCCUUUUCUGUUUCUGAUUAUAUGCCAUGCUUGAGGGGACUUGACUUGGAUGGCCAUCAGAAGAAGGUGAAAGAAGCUUUGAGAGUCAUCAAGAAAUAUCAUGAUCCCAUCGUGGAAGAAAGAAUUAAACAAUGGAAUGAUACACCAAAGGUUGAUGAAGAGGACUGGCUUGAUAUUCUGAUCUCCUUGAAAGAUGCCAACAAUAAACCGUCAUUGACGUUGGAAGAAAUCAAUGCACAAAUUAUAGACUUAUUGAUUGCAACAGUAGACAAUCCAUCAAAUGCUUUUGAAUGGGCACUUGCUGAAAUGAUAAACCAACCUAAGUUGCUCCAACGAGCCACUGAAGAAUUGGACAGUGUGGUGGGAAAAGAGAGGUUGGUGCAAGAAUCAGACGUACCAAAGCUCAACUAUGUAAAGGCAUGUGCAAGAGAAGCUUUUCGCCUUCAUCCCAUGGCACCUUUUAAUCCUCCCCAUGUCUCUCUGAGUGACACAACUGUGGGAAAUUACUUCAUCCCAAAGGGUAGCCAUGUAAUACUAAGUAGAAAAGAACUUGGAAGAAACCCAAAAGUUUGGAAUGAACCCCACAAGUUUAAACCAGAACGUCAUCUCAAUGUGUCUAAUGUAGUUUUGACAGAGCCAAAUUUGAGGUUCAUAUCAUUUAGCACAGGAAUGCGUAGUUGUCCCGGAGUUAUGCUUGGCACCACAAUGACCGUGAUGCUGUUUGCUAGGUUGCUGCAUGGCUUCACUUGGAGUGCACCAUCCAAUGUUUCAACAAUAAACCUAACUGAGUCCAAAGAUGAUAUCUCUCUUGCAGAGCCUCUUGUGGAGGUUGCUAAGCCAAGAUUAGCACCACAACUAUAUCAACUUUAA